UCGCCAAAUCCAUCAACUCAAACUUAGCCAAGCAAUUGCAAAAGCUUCUCAAACCCACAAACUCACAUUCCACUCACCGAAACCGCAAACCUUUCCUACCUUAGAAAUGGCUCCUAUCAUGGCCGUCGCUGAUGCUGCCGAUAAUGGUGUCGUGAAGCUGAAGCCCGAGAACCAGCCUAGCUGUGCCUAUGUGACGUUUUUGGCCGGAAACGGCGAUUACGUGAAGGGUGUGGUUGGCCUGGCCAAGGGACUGAGGAAGGCGGAGAGCAAGUACCCGCUCGUGGUGGCGAUCUUGCCAGAUGUGCCGGUGGAUCACCGGAAGAUCUUGGUGGACCAGGGUUGUAUCGUGAGGGAGAUCGAGCCUGUGUAUCCGCCGGAGAACCAAACUCAGUUUGCCAUGGCUUAUUAUGUGAUCAACUACUCCAAGCUCCGAAUUUGGGAGUUUGUGGAGUAUGAUAAGAUGAUCUAUUUGGAUGGAGACAUCCAAGUCUUUGACAACAUAGACCACCUCUUCGACCUCCCGGACAGCUUCUUCUAUGCGGUCAUGGACUGCUUUUGCGAAAAGACAUGGAGCCACACCCCUCAAUACGAAAUCGGGUACUGCCAACAAUGCCCGGAUAAGGUCCAAUGGCCUGACCACGUUGGCCCGAAGCCUUCUCUCUACUUCAACGCCGGCAUGUUCGUGUACGAGCCAAACCUCUACACUUACCACGAUAUGCUCGAAACCCUCAAGAUCACACCGCCAACUCCAUUUGCCGAACAAGACUUCUUGAACAUGUAUUUCAAGGACAUUUACAAACCAAUUCCUAACGUUUACAACCUUGUGCUUGCGAUGUUGUGGCGUCAUCCCGAAAAUGUCGAGCUGGACAAGGUGAAGGUUGUUCAUUAUUGUGCCGCUGGGUCGAAGCCGUGGCGGUACACAGGUGAGGAACAACACAUGGAUCGAGACGAUAUCAAGAUGCUGGUGAAAAAUUGGUGGGAUAUUUACGAUGAUGAGUCCCUGGACUACAAGAAUAUUGUCACAAGAGAUGCAGCGGCGAAGCAAACAAAAUGGGAUCGAUUCCUUGCGGCGUUGGCCGAGGCCGGAGCUUUCCGCUUCGUUACUGCCCCGUCCGCGGCCUAGUCGCGUGUAAUUAGGGCUUUCUUUUUUUAAGUGUGUAGAGCAAUUAAAGAGUCAGCUACGAUUGCAAUUGGUAGCUCUCUUUUUUUGAAAGGGAAGGGUUUUAUUUUCCCUUUCAUCUCCUUGAUUUGGGGCUUGAAGAUAAAUUUUUCUCUUAAUUAUUUUUCUUUUUGUUU
Eucalyptus grandis is the source of this 1296-nucleotide messenger RNA. RefSeq names its product galactinol synthase 2. The transcript has 2 exons. Lineage: Eukaryota; Viridiplantae; Streptophyta; Magnoliopsida; Myrtales; Myrtaceae. The coding region runs from base 107 to 1123 and encodes 338 amino acids. The record is from RefSeq and is a predicted model, not a curated record. Gene Ontology annotation, molecular function: glycosyltransferase activity.